Messenger RNA from Styela clava, 1549 nucleotides. The record is from RefSeq and is a predicted model, not a curated record. NCBI's taxonomy places the organism in Eukaryota, Metazoa, Chordata, Ascidiacea, Stolidobranchia, Styelidae.
GUAUCGAUCACGUAUCCCGCUGGUCUUGGCCGUUCUUCAUAGUUUCAUCGGCUGAUGGUUAUUCUGUUCGGCGUUAUUUCCAAGCUGUGUUUCUAGUGAAUAUUGUAACUGUAUUGUGGCUGGUAUUCAGACAUUGUAUUAUUGGUAUAUUCUAUGUGAACUAUAUAACAUAAAGCGACUGGGAAAUCUAAAUACACAAAUAUCUGAAUGGGGUCGUUAUUUCGAAGCGAGGAAAUGUGUCUCGCGCAACUUUAUCUACAAACUGAAGCUGCUUAUGCAUGUGUCAGUGAGUUAGGAGAACUUGGGCUUGUGCAAUUCAGAGACCUUAAUCCUGAUGUAAAUGCAUUUCAACGAAAAUUCGUCAAUGAAGUUAGAAGAUGUGACGAAAUGGAGAGAAAACUCAGAUUUCUUGAUAGAGAGUUGAACAAGGACAACAUCAUUAUUGAGGAUACUGGAGAAAAUCCUGAUGCUCCUCUUCCCAGAGAAAUGAUUGAUUUAGAAUCAACAUUUGAAAAGCUGGAAAAUGACAUGAAAGAAGUAAACACAAAUCAGGAGGCACUCAAGCGUAAUUUCCUUGAACUAACAGAGCUUAAACACAUUCUUCGUAAAACACAAAACUUUUUUGAAGAGGCAGCAAUGUAUCAACACCAACAGCGACAGCAGAAUGCUGAUUUUUCCGACGACGAAUCGGCCCAUGCAUUACUCGGUAGUGAGUUCAACAGGGGUCCUUUUACAAAACUUGGGUGAGUGAGGAAAGUGAACAGAAUAAAUAUUUAGGUGCUCACUCUGUGAAAAAAAACUGAAGCAAAAAGACGCUGCCGAUGAAUUUCCUUCUCAAUGAUUAGUGUAGAAUCUGUCUGCGAUGUUCUCUUUCAACAUUCCUUGUCUGAAUUGUGUAGUUAUUGAUGUUGCAUGCUUGUUUUUCUUUCGUAAAUUUGCUUGUUCGUUGUUCAAAGUUGGAAAAAGAGUGCUUGAUAUUGUCUAUUGUGCAGUGAUUGAUGGACAUCAAUAUAGCAAUUCCAAAUUUUAGAGCUAUAUAUUGAAGCUUCUUUGAAGGAAAGCAACCUUUAUAUCAUUAUGACAUGGACUCUCAGAAUAUUUAUUCAUUAGGGAAUAGCUUAUGUAAGAAAAUGAAUUUCCUAAAAUUUUCAAAUAAUUGAUCCAUGUUAGAUUACUGGUGGGAAAUUGCAGGAUUUCUGUUUUGUGACGGUAUUUGAUCGAAAAAUUACGAAAUUUCAUUUUUUUAAACAAUUUGACAGCAAUCAAUCAUUAUAGCAUAGUUUUGUUUCACAUUGGGUGAGCAUAGAACAAUAUGCAUGAUAUUUUAUUUUUGGACUUUAUUUUUAAUUCCAUGCACUUGUCAUCUUUGCAAUAUUAGACAGAUUUUGUUUGAGCAAUCGAAUUUGCAUACUGGGUCGACAUAAAAAUAUAAUUAUCAAACAAAGUAUCUUCGAAACUUGUGUAAUUUGGCUAAGUCUAACUGCAAAUAAUGCUUUAUAGUUUGUAGUGGGAAAUGAGCGCAUGGCCAACUACCUCUCAAGUCUUUGAU